Brenthis ino (lesser marbled fritillary) is the source of this 897-nucleotide messenger RNA. Lineage: Eukaryota; Metazoa; Arthropoda; Insecta; Lepidoptera; Nymphalidae. The record is from the annotation of a GenBank genome assembly.
AUGUUCGUGUUUUUCAUCUGCGUCGAAGGAGUGACAAUCGGAGCUCACAGAUUUUAUACACACAGAUCCUUUAAAGCGACUCCACUGCUGAAAGCUAUUAUAAUAUUAUGUCAAUCCAUACCAGGACAAAAUUCCCUUUACGCUUGGUGUCGCGACCAUCGACUCCAUCAUCGUUACUCAGACACAGACGCCGACCCUCACAAUUCGAAAAGAGGAUUAUUCUUUAGCCACAUUGGUUGGGUGAUGUACAAAAAGCAUCCGUAUGUCAAGGCUCUUGGAAAACGAAUUGAUAUAAGCGACUUGGAAUCUGAUUGGAUGGUGAUGUUUCAAAAAAAGUACUAUAUGUAUUUAUACCUCAUAUUGGGUGUACUUAUGCCCAUUGGUGUUCCAUAUUUUCUUAUGGGAGAGUCAUUUAAAAACUCUUUCUUAGUGUGCUACAGUUUACGAUACGCAUUUGAAUUACAUAUAACAGGACUGGUUAAUAGCGUUGGACACUUAUAUGGGACAAGACCUUAUGAUAAGAAAAUACUACCUGUGGAGUCUUGGCUCUUGUCAGUCCUAACUUUGGGUGAAGGUUUUCAUAAUUAUCAUCACGUCUACCCCUGGGACUACAAGACUGCGGAAAGGACUAUGCCAUUUAAUAUAUCCGCCUAUGUCAUCAGAUUUUUGGAGAAAAUAGGACUAGCUUACGACUUGAAGAGUGCUUCAUCUGAAUCGGUUUCGAGACGUAUUUUACAAUCUGGUGAUGGAACUCACUACCGUCUAGGCAACGACGAGGCCAGGAAAGCUAUCAGUGCAAUAGGAAUACUACACCCAUUGAAUCCAACUUACAACAUGACUUAUAAGCCACGUAACACUGUGCUUCCUUUGAAUCAAAAGAAUGAUUUUAAUUUACUU